Messenger RNA from Fusarium coffeatum, 3789 nucleotides. RefSeq lists its product as uncharacterized. Gene Ontology annotation, molecular function: ATP binding; ATP hydrolysis activity; ABC-type transporter activity. Lineage: Eukaryota; Fungi; Ascomycota; Sordariomycetes; Hypocreales; Nectriaceae. The coding region runs from base 1 to 3789 and encodes 1262 amino acids. Gene Ontology annotation, cellular component: membrane. The transcript has 5 exons. Gene Ontology annotation, biological process: transmembrane transport. The record is from RefSeq and is a predicted model, not a curated record.
AUGGAUCUCGAGAACGAAAAGAAGACCCUUGUCGAGGAACCCACGACAACAACUAUACAAGAUGAUGGAGAGAAACAAGCAAAGAUGGGUGAUCUAUGGCGCGCUUUCCAAUUUGCUGAUCGUCUCGAUAUGUUCUUGAACAUCACAUCACUCAUCUGUUCAAUCGCGAGCGGAGCAACCAUGCCUUUAAUGACGAUCAUAUUCGGACAAUUCACAGGAAAAUUUGCAGAUUUUGCUGGAGGUUCAGUAGACACUGACGACUUCAAAUCUGAAGUCAACUCCUUCCUGCUCUGGUUUAUCUACCUCUUUGUUGCCAAAUUCAUCCUUGCCUACAUCGCAACAACGUCUAUCACGAUAUCCGGUAUCCGAACAACACGAGUACUCAGACAGAAGUUUCUCGAAAAGCUUCUACGAACCGAGAUCUGGUACUUUGAUACGGCCAACGUAGGGUCCCCUGCAACUCAGAUGACUACCAAUGUCACUCGAAUCAACCAAGGUAUCGCUGAGAAGUUGUCUCUCCUGGUUCAAGGACUCUCCAUGUUUGUCUCAGCUUUCGUGGUGGCGAUCGCAGUUCAAUGGAAGCUAGCCCUCAUCACACUUACGGUCGUGCCUCUAUUCUUCUUCAUCAUGGGUGUCGGCAUGACAAUUGCUGCGCCCAUCGAAGCAGGAAUCACGGGUACUCACUCAAAAGCCAACGUCUUCGCACAAGAGGUUCUGGCAUCGAUCAGGACAAUCCACGCGUUCUGGGCUCAAGACAGAAUGGUCGACCGUUAUCAUCAAUAUCUCAAGGAAGCUCAUGCUUAUGGUAAGAAGAAGUCGGUUCUUUGGGGAGUCAUGAGCUCGUCUACGUACUUUUGCAUGUACUCUGGGAAUGCCUUGGCCUUUUGGCAAGGCUUCCGCAUGUAUCAAAACGGCGAGAUUGAUUCUGUUGGCACUGUUUUCACUGUCGUUCUCUCCGCUCUCCUCGCUUCAUCGUCGAUCGGCCUACUGUACCCUCAGAUCCCAGCCCUUACCAACGGCGCAGCAGCAGCAUCUGAGCUGUUCAAGAUAUUCGACAAGCCAUCUCUUCUAGACCCUCUUGUCGAUGAGGGCACGGUCCCUCAAACAUGCCAUGGACAUAUACAGGCCGAGAAUCUUUCUUUCUCAUACCCUUCGCGACCUGAUACACAAGUGUUGAAGGACAUCAGCCUGGACAUCCCCGCUGGUAAGACGACAGCCUUUGUCGGCGCGAGUGGCUCUGGUAAGAGUACCGUCAUUGGCUUGUUAGAGCGAUGGUAUAUGCCAACCUCAGGACGUCUGUUGCUUGAUGGUGUGGAUGUGUCAACUCUCAAUGUCAAAUGGUUCCGAUCUCAGAUGUCUCUCGUUCAACAGGAACCUGUGCUCUUCAGAGGCACCGUAUUUGAGAACGUGUCCAGGGGAUUCACCGAAGCCCAGAAAGCUCUCCCCACGGAGGAGCAGAGGAAGCUGGUUCAAGAAGCUUGCGAGGCCAGUUACGCACACGAGUUUAUUAAGAAUCUGGAGAACGGUUACGAUACUUACCUUGGCGAGCGAGGUGGCAGCCUCAGUGGCGGCCAGAAGCAGAGAGUUGCUAUCGCUCGCAGUGUCGUCUCAAACCCCAAGAUCCUACUGCUUGACGAAGCCACCAGCGCUCUCGACCCUACUGCCGAACGAAUUGUGCAGAAGGCCUUAUCACGUGUUUCCCAGCAACGGACUACACUCAUUAUUGCCCAUCGACUAUCGACUAUCAAGAACGCCGAUAACAUCGUGGUCAUUUCCGCCGGCCAAGUUGUCGAGCAAGGUACUCAUGAUGAGCUUCUAGCUGUUGAUGCUCAUUACGCUAGGCUCAUCCGUGCACAGAAUCUCACUGUUGUGGAUCACGACAACAAGACAGAGGUCAUUUCUAAGGAGAGCCCGGAUGAGCUCGACACGGAUGACACUCUGGAGCGAACCAUGACGGUUCAGACUCAGAAGUCCAUAGCUUUGGACAAGGCCAAGCAAAAUAAUAGAUCCAUUCUAUUAUCCAUCUUACUCAUCGUCAAGGAGCAAAGAGCUCUUCUCCCUCUUAUCAUUGUUUCUGCUGUCGGCUGCGCUCUUGCUGCGGCGACGUGGCCUGGUCAAGCUAUUCUCUUCUCACGAAUUAUCACUGCCUUCUCCAUUGAGCCCUCUGCUUCGGACGCCAACUUUUACGCCCUCAUGUUCUUCGUCAUCGCUCUCGGGAACCUGGUCGCUUACGGCAUCAUUGGGUACAUUUCCAGCCAUGUUGGUCAAGCAAUCUCGUACCGCUACCGCCUUGAGUUGUUCACCCGCAUGGUUGGUCUGGACAUUGAGUUCUUUGACCGAACCGAAAACUCAUCCAACGCCCUAGCCUCUAUUCUCUCGUCGAUCCCUGACCACCUCCAGGAGCUUCUUGGUCUGAACAUCUUUGUCAUCGUUGUGAUGAUUGCCAAUAUCACUGCCAGUUCGAUUCUUGCACUUGCAUAUGGAUGGAAGCUUGCUCUUGUCAUGAUCUUCGCUGGUCUACCUCUCCUAAUGGGAUCUGGAUACUUCAAAGUCCGUCUUGAGUCCAGACUACAUGACAGUAACGAGGCACGUUUUCGCGAGAGCGCAAGUCUUGCUAGCGAGGCUGUUUCCGCUUUGCGAACCGUUGCAUCUUUGACUGCCGAGAAUGACUUUAUCGAUCAGUACUCUGAGACUCUUUCCAGUAUUGUCGCCAAGUCUGUGAAGUCACUCUCUAUCUCUAUGACUGCAUAUGCUUUCUCGCAAUCAAUCGAGUUUCUUGUGAUGGCCCUUGGCUUCUGGUACGGCUCGCAACUCAUGACCUCUGGCGAAUAUACUGCUGAGCAGUUCUUCCUCAUUUUCCUCGGUAUUUUGUUCGCAGGACAGUCAGCAGCACAAUUGUUUGCCAACCUAACUAGUCUCACGAUGGCCCAAGGGGCUGCCAACUACCUCUUCAAUCUCCGUGGUGAGGAGACAACCGUUAUUCGAGAAACUGAUGAAAACAAGGACAGCGGUCCCGAUUUCGACCAAGCUAUUUCCGUUGACGAUGUCCACUUCAGGUACAAGAACCGAAGCACCAAGGUUCUUCAUGGUUUGAGUAUGGAUAUCAGCCCUUCUCAGUUUGUCGCGGUUGUCGGACCAAGCGGAUGCGGCAAGUCAACUUUGAUUUCCCUGCUUGAGCGUUACUACGACCCGACCCGUGGUAAGCUAUGCGUCGGCCAACAAGACAUCAAGAAUAUUUCCCCUCGGCUUUUCCGUUCACAGAUGUCUAUCGUCCAACAGGAGCCUGUUCUGUACGAAGGAACUGUACGAGAAAACAUCUUGAUGGGCUUGGAGGAUGAGGUUACCGACUCAAUCGAUGAAUGCCUCAACGAGGCAGCCCGCCAAGCGAACGUUCUCGACUUUGUUACAUCCCUCCCCGAAGGAUUCAACACUCCUUGUGGCGCUCGCGGCGCAGCAUUUUCUGGUGGACAACGCCAACGCAUUGCCAUUGCACGAGCGCUUAUCCGCAAACCUAAGCUUCUUCUCCUUGACGAAGCAACUUCAGCCCUGGAUACUCAUUCGGAAAGAUUGGUUCAAGAGGCUCUUGAGCAGACUAGGAAGGAGAGUGGAUGCAGUGUAAUUGCAGUUGCGCAUCGACUGUCUACAAUUCGAGAUGCGGAUAUUAUCUUUGUGGUUGUCGGUGGACAGGUAGCCGAGGCUGGAUCUCAUGAAGAGCUUCAAGCCAGAGGCGGAAUGUAUUCGGACAUGUGCAAGGCCCAGUCUCUGGAUAGAGAAGCAGGCGAUUCAUAG